AUGGCUGACUAUAAUUCCGGUAUCGCCAUAAUCUCUCCAGAGAAUCGAUACGUCGCCAUUGUCGAGGUUGUUCUAUUCUCGAUCAUCCAGCUGGUCCAAUUCCUCAUGAGGUACAAUCAGGAAUGGCGCUACUGGCACCAUAGGAAACAGAGACGCCCUGCACGGUGCUUCCUGUACUCAUGGUGGGGGCUGUUGGGCAUAUUAUCUCAGAUCCGAAUCGCCGACUCGGCCAUGGUGAUCUCCAAUCGCCAUCCAAACAAGUCAAUGCUCAUAGCAGAAUCCGUUCUGCAGACUAUUGGGCUCUCGCCUCUCUUGUUUGAAGUGAGUCUCGUUCUUUUGCGAAGUGGACAAGCAGGUCGCACCGGUCCCGGAAACUCCCGCUACCCCAAACAUGUCCGCUUCCUCCUCCACUUCUUUCGCUUCCCGGUCAUAAUUUCUAUUGUCCUGGUAGUAGUCGGAGAUUGCAUCGGAAUCCCCGGUUGUAUGUAUGCUGGAGGAGCAGUGUUUGCCGCCACUUUCUGUUUCGUGUGUGGUCUGGUGAGCUGGCUGGCGGUGACAUAUCGUUCCGUCCUCUCACCAGCCGGACAUAGUUGUGUGAUGAUAGUGCUGGGUGCUCUUCCUUUUCUGGUGGUUCGCGUGGUUUACUUUCUGCUAGCGGAGUUUGGUCCACGGAAAUUUAGCCCCAUCGACGGCAGUGAGGGUGUUAUGGUGGGCAUGGGACUGGUGAUGGAGGUCCUCAUUAUCAUUAUCUUGCUGCUAGCUCGUGCCGUAGCGGAGCCCCUGUGGCCGGCGAAGGGAGGCCCAACUGAUCCAGAGGUCUGAGGCUAUAGAUUUGGCUGCUGUUUCUGUGGCCAGCCACGGAUAGAUAAUCAUAGUCUAUGUAUCAUUGUCAUAUUGUGUUGUGAUCAUCCGAAGUUCUGUGGACGCACGGCCGCGUACACUUUCGAGAGCCUUUCCAGACGACCUUCAAUCCAAGCCCUCGUAGCGGGAUCCGCAACUUCAUAGGCCACCCUCAAAGGGAAUCCCAUGC
Aspergillus japonicus CBS 114.51 is the source of this 1030-nucleotide messenger RNA. RefSeq lists its product as uncharacterized. The transcript has 3 exons. Bases 1 to 822 code for a protein of 273 amino acids. Lineage: Eukaryota; Fungi; Ascomycota; Eurotiomycetes; Eurotiales; Aspergillaceae. The record is from RefSeq and is a predicted model, not a curated record.